Molecule: messenger RNA, 474 nt
Organism: Theobroma umbraticum
Lineage: Eukaryota; Viridiplantae; Streptophyta; Magnoliopsida; Malvales; Malvaceae
Source: RefSeq, a predicted model, not a curated record
UUCACAUUUCUGCUUUUCCAUGGAUAGCUCUCUUCGGACCUUCCUUCUUAACUCCCCCGAACGCUCUGUCCCCCUCCCUUGGGAGCGUUUCUUUGAUCUCAGGUUAAAGAUCAUCUUCUACAAAAAUAAUCUGAGCGAAGCUCUCGUGGCUGAUCUGAGAAGCAAAGUCAAUCUCGGCGGUGGCUUGUUUCACGAAAGCACUUUGUGGAGUCAGAUAACUGGCAGCUCCAUCGACCAUUCUCGCUACUGCCUUAUCAGAAUGAAAUAUGACCAAGACCACCCUUUUGUUCUCCAAGCAAGCUGCUGCUGCGGACCCUUGAUGUACCUGGUCGUGCCAGAACCAGUCUGGUACUGCCCCCUCUGCGGCCAUCCCUUCCCCAUCUUCUGCUGAGCAUCAUCAGAAAACCAUAAACCCAAUUUCCAGCUGUUUCCCUACAUUUGGCUUUUGUGCUUUCGUUUCUGAACUUCGUUUUA